Molecule: messenger RNA, 2124 nt
Organism: Chelmon rostratus (copperband butterflyfish)
Lineage: Eukaryota; Metazoa; Chordata; Actinopteri; Chaetodontiformes; Chaetodontidae
Gene: cep41
Product: centrosomal protein 41
Exons: 11
Coding region: 50-1159 (369 amino acids)
Biological process (GO): cilium assembly; protein polyglutamylation
Cellular component (GO): ciliary basal body
Source: RefSeq, a predicted model, not a curated record
CGAAAUUGUUAAACUUGGAAAUUGAUGUUUGGCAUUUCGGUUUGAAAAGAUGUCGCUCAAUCGAGGCAUCGGUAGUAUGGAGUACAUGAAAAAAAGAAUACCGAAAAACGCAAAGUAUCAACAUGUCAAAACGAGGCUGGACACAGGUUGCAGCCUUACAAAGUAUAUGGAAAAACUGGAGGAGAUUAAAAAAAAUUACAGGUAUCGAAAAGAUGAAAUCUUCAAGCGGUUAAAGGUGACAACGUUUGCACAAUUGAUACUUCAGGUAGCCUCCAUAUCAGACCUGAAUGAAAGUGAUGACGGCGAAUCACACGGCGCAGAAGACGGUCUGUCAGUGGUGUCUGAUGCAGACCUCGAGUGUCUAUCUGAACACACCAACGGCUCCCCGCAGGCAUCACUUCUUUCAGAUCACCAAGAUGCAGGAGAUGCUAAGGAAACCUGCUACACUGCCAGGUCAACACUGCUGAGUGUUAUUAGUGGUGUGGGAGAGCUGAACCUCGGCAGGGACGGUCAGAAGACGAACGAGUUCUUGUUAAGCCCCGAGCCAGCUGACAGGCCUUACCCCGACUGCCCCUACCUGCUGCUGGACGUACGGGACCGGGACCAGUACGACCGCUGCCACAUCAUCAGCGCACACAGUUUCCCCAUCGCCACGCUCUCUCGAACGAUGAACCCCUACACCAAAGAAGUGCUGGAAUAUAAAAAUGCGGCCGGGAAGAUCAUCAUCGUGUAUGAUGAGGACGAGAGGAUAGCCAGCCAGGCAGCCACCACCAUGUGUGAACGGGGAUUUGAGAACCUCUUUAUGCUGUCUGGAGGUCUCAAGGUAGUCACUCAGAAGUUUCCAGAAGGGAUGGCGACGGGCUCCGUCCCAGCCUCGUGCCUGUCCUCUCCCACUUCAUCUAAGGGGAGGAGGAGCUCUGUGCCGCCGCAGCAGUCAUCACAGGCAGCGGAGAAGAGGUGGCGGUUUACAUCAGAUGAGCUGGCCAAGAUCCAGGAGCAGCUGGAGGAGAUCCUCAUUCCCAGCUCCAACAGCCGCAUGUCCAGCCGCAUGUCAGCCAGCAGCUCACAGUCCACAGCAUCCAGCGCUCGGAGUCGACAGAGUGCCUCAGCAGCUGGGAGGGACAGCGCCAGGGUUCAGAGCAGCAGACCCUGGAAAUAAAACCCCUUGUUUUUUUUUUAAAUAUAUAUAUGUAUAUUUAAUAAAUUGUGUGUAUUUGAAGGUUUGCACAGUGCCUCAUCUGUCAAUCUAAAAACUAAUGGAUCUUUUUGCACUCAAAUCAUUUUUUUCAUGUAACACAAUUCUUAUCCAUUGUGAUUUCCACCAUCUGAUGGACGUGUGCAGAUAAUCACUUAACUCUGUCGAUAAUCUGUUUAAUAUUUGUCUUUUUUAACGUUGUUGUGCCCAGAAAGGUCAUGUUUAGCUCCAUCAGUGUGACGGCCACCAAAUAAAUUGCAUUCGUUUCUUUUUGCAGGCGACAGAAUAACUGAAUGUUGAUGUGACGUGAAGGAUGUGCUGGGAAUCUGUAUUGCAUGAGAUGUAAUUUAUGAUAAUGAUGUUCCAGAGCUUGAUCCAUGUCGUAAAAUGAAGACAAGCUGUGCUGUAUUUUUGUAAUAUUUUCUAUCUUAUUGUCAUUUCUAUACUUACGAUGCACCAACAGCCUUUAUGUGCAACUUUUUCGUCUACUUAAGCUGUUACUUCACUGUGAUUUUCUUUCUGUCUGAGUGUGUGUGUGUGUGUGUGGCUGCGGGGGGGGGGGGGGGUUCAGAGUACUGUAAGUUGUGAUCACACUAACUAAUUAAUUGAAGGCUGCAGACAGACAGACUGUCUGACAUGGGCAUUUUGUUAUAGAUGUAACAAGACUACAAACAGCGCUUCACUACUCACAGAUGCAUUGAAAAAACAGUAUUGCUAAUUUGUGGAGUUUCGUUUUCUUGGCAUGUUACUGACUUGUUGCUGAUUCUUGGCCAACGUUCCCCGGAUACACUCACACAGUCUCGUAUGAAGUGCAUUUAAUGAAAAUAUUAACUGUUUGUUUUCACCAUCAGUCUUAACUCACAUUAAUGAUCUGAUCACAUGAUUUUGCGUGAAUGAAUGUCAAAUAAAGGGUAGAGUUGUUUGCUGUA